AUGCACCAAGAUUCCCCACCAGCCAUUCCAAGAAUUUCUUUCUGGGACGCUCUCUGUGUUCAGAAUCUGAGACCUAGAGUGAGUUUCUCUAACCAGGUGGCAACUUUAUGGAAAGGAUGUGGAGUCCUUAAAACCCCUCUCCUAGCCCAGCAGUGGCUGGGAUCCGGCUUGGCUCAAAGACACUACAGUUCCUCCCUAGACUCAGCCACCAACCCAAAGUGCCUUAGCCCAAGGUCCUGGGCUCCCACUACCCCCUCAGAACCCGUGCUACCCUCGGAUCAACUAACCCACGUGGACACACAAGGACGGGCAUCUAUGGUAGAUGUGGGCAGGAAGCCAGACACAGAACGAAUGGCUGUGGCCUCAGCUGUGGUCCUUCUAGGACCCGUGGCCUUCCAGCUUAUCCAGCAGAACCAGCUAAAGAAGGGAGAUGCCCUCAUGGUAGCCCAGCUGGCUGGAGUCCAGGCGGCCAAGCUGACCAGCCAGCUGAUUCCUUUGUGCCACCAUGUGGCCCUGAGCCAUGUCCAGGUGCAGCUGGAGCUGGACAACACACGCCAUGCUGUGGUGAUCCAGGGAUCUUGCCGGGCUCGAGGCCCCACAGGGGUGGAGAUGGAGGCCCUGACCUCGGCUGCAGUGGCUGCCCUCACUGUGUACGACAUGUGCAAGGCUGUGAGCAGAGACAUCGUGCUGGAGGAGAUUAAGCUCAUUAGCAAGACUGGGGGCCAGCGGGGGGACUUCCACCGAACUUAG
Orycteropus afer afer is the source of this 750-nucleotide messenger RNA. The record is from RefSeq and is a predicted model, not a curated record. Lineage: Eukaryota; Metazoa; Chordata; Mammalia; Tubulidentata; Orycteropodidae.